CCUAACAAAAAGACGUGUUCAGUGGUCUAGUCUAACGCUAGCUAGCCACAUGUAACUAAUAUUAAUGAAAUAAAUAAAAUUUAAUUGUACUUUAGUUAUACAAUCGGUCAGUUGGUCCGGACUCUAUCUCAUACCCAAAAAUUUAGUGAUUGAAUCACGUCAACUGUAAAUGAACAAGUCGAGAAGGUAGCAAUCUAAUUUAGUCUAGUUCAUAUUUGAGUUAUCACUAAAAGAUACAUGCUGAUGAUGUUCCCUAAUUAAUGCUACCGUUAGCUUUGAACUUUGAAACAUCAUGGACCUUCAGAUUCGGCAAUUUUUGACCAAAGCCGAGACACAGAAAGAUGCUGAGGCUUUGAAGAAAGCGUAUGAUUUGAUCAAUGAAGGAACCAAAGAAAAAGCAUUAUCAGGUGGCAGGUGUUUUUGUCCUGAACUGUACGUCAUUUGCGCCGAACAAGCCUUUCAGCUGGGGCUGACUGAGAUCAGCGAAACCUGCCUAAUGAUGUACUUUAAAGGGAAACCUCCGGCCAAUCAGUUCCUGUGCCGCGCGUACCUGUGCCAGGGCCAGCUCUGUGCCCAGACUUUGGAAAGCAUGGAUGACGUGGAAAAGGCAGUGAUGCAUUUUCUGAAGGCUAUUGAGAUUUCAAAAGAGCAGCCCAGAUAUCACUUCUUAGUGUUCAAUGCCUCUGUGCUCUACCUCCAAACCGUCCGGCCGUUCCUCAGGCCCGGCUCCCGCCAGCGUCUCCAGGCCUCUCUGACGCAGGUGCUGAGGGCCUUGGAGGAAGUUGGAGAGGCUGACUAUCGCUGGAGGGCGGAGCUUAUGCUGCUCUUGAUAGAAUGUCUUGUGGAAGCUGGAAAAUUGAAAGAAGCUGCUAGUUUGGGAAAAGUCACAGCAGAUUUUAUAGGAGCGCACACACCUGACCUGUAUCCACGGAUAUUCUCCUUACAGGUGCAGCACAAGCUCCUGGAUCUCUCCAAAAGUCCCAAGAAAGUCGAGGAGACCUUGACCUUAUCUGUGAUUUACAAAAUGCAAAAGCUGAAACAUCAGGUGGGUGGGGCAGGCAGAAGAGACGACGGAGCGAAUUUGAAAGAGAUCUUUCUGCUUCUGACAAACCCCACUGCUGCCCGGCCCCCUGGGGCAGCCCAGAGUUCGAACACAGGCCUGGCGGAGAGCAACCCGUCCAUCAUGCCUGGAGAGAGAGCUUCCUUUCUUUUGGAGCUGGGCCACCUGGCCUUGCAGUUAGGCGUCCCGCAGAUGACGUCGGACUGCUUGGGAGAGCUGAAGCGGGCUGGACUCUCUGAUGUGGGGCUCCUCAUUGCCGUGGAGUGUCUGAAGUGCGAACUGGAGCUCCACAAACGAGGGCCGAGACUCGAGGAGUACAAGAGGAGCGACGUGGAGGCCCAGCAGAAGCUGGUGUGGAGGUUGGACCAGCUGCUGCAGAAUGCGCUGCGGGCGGGCGGGGCUGGCACUGUGCAGGGGGUGUGUGCCACGCUGUGGAACGCCUGUCUGCCCCUCCUCCAGCACAAUCUGAGGCGGAGCAUCAGGAAGCCGCUGCUGCGAUUGGCCCAGGUGCUGGAAGACUCAAACAGUACACUGCUGGACCUGAGGUGCCAGGUGCACAGCGAGGUCGGUGUGAUGGAGGCGGAGGAGGGCUGCGUGGAGUCCGCCGUGGAGCACGUGCAGAAGGCGCUGCGUCUGGACGCGAGCGGGGAGCGCCGGGAGCGACUGACCGCCGCCCUGCACGCCCUGCGGCUGCGCGCCCUGCUGUACGACACGCCCGAACGCAGCGAGGACCGCGCCGCGCUGCUCAUCCAGCAGGCGAGGACGGCCGGCUCCAGAGACUCCAGGAGGAAGGUGCGGGCGAUGCUGGUGAACGCGGGCGUGGCUCUGGCCCCCGACGACUUUCGGACGGUCCUUGACGCAGACAACGCCCCUAAAGUCACCCCAGGCAACCGUGGAGAGAAUGUGGUCAGCCAGCUGGCUGCAAAGGCUGAGCACCACAUCGCCUGCGUUCAGCGGGCAGAGGGGCACCUGCAGCGGCAGGGGGGCAAGACGAGCCCAGAGAGAGUGAGGCUGUGGGCGGAGCUAGCGAAGGCGGCCAGGAAGCUGGAGGCCUGGAGCGUGUGCCGCGCAGCUUGCCGGUUCUGUGUUCUCCAUGACGACGGCUGCCAGGAAACACCGAGCGGUAACGGUGCUGCUGAAAGAGACCUGCUCCGCUUACUGGCAGAGCUCCGUUUCAUCAAUGCAGAGGCCACAGUGCAGAAGCUGCGUUUGGAGGGCGUGCAGCUCAACGGCGCACCCGUCCUGCCGCCGCAGCGAGGGAAACGGCCAGCAGAGGGCGCCUCCACCCGGCCGGAGGACGACCCGCUGUGGGCGACGUACAGAGACUGGGUUCAGAGUCUCUCAGCAUACGCCACCUCCAACUUCCUGCGUGCGGCGCAGCUGGGGGCGGAGCUGGGCGAGGCCUGGAUCGUCUCCAACGCGGCGGUGUACCUGUGGAACUACAACAGCCACGUCCUGGCCUCUGGAGGGCAGCGGCACCUGGUGGCCACCUUUCAGACGCUGGUAGACCUGAUGAAGCAGACCGGACACGCUGGGCAGGCCCAGCUGCUGGUUCUGCUGUGUAACGCUGUGGCUCAGGGUCUGAUCCUGCCCUGGAUCCCCCCGGCCUGCGGCCCCGGGGCAGAGGGGCAGGACAGCGAGAGGGCCCCGCCCAGCCGGGCCAGGAAGGGGGCGGAGAAAACGGGCAGCCUUCAGGGCCAGCCGCUGGAGCCAGAGGCCACUCCGGACGUGAGGAAGGCGCUGGAGCUGUGUGAGUACGCCCUGCGUCUGACCAACGGGAGCGUGUCGGCUGACUCGCUGUCCAUCGCAACGCGGAAACAGAUAAUUGGCACUUGGGUCCGGACCAAGCAGCUCCUGCAGCAACAAAUAGGGCAGAAACUGGACUUCGAGGAAGAGAGUAAGACUGCAGAGGUUUCGUCCCUGUGGCGUGUUCUGGUGGGUGUGGAGAUGCUGGUGUGUAACAGCAACUCCAGAUUAAUGGAGUUCUCUGCUCCCAGUGCAGGAGAGCUGGUGAGAAUGGCGUCUGAGUGCGUGUGGACGGACCCGCUGGUGGAGCUGCAGGUGUGGACACACCUGGCCCAUUUUUCCCAUCAGGCCCAAGAAGGGGAGCUUGUGAUGACUUGCUCCCAGAAUGCACUGCAGCUGGAAGCACCCGCCUUGAAGAAGGUGAAGGUCGCGACGCUUGCUCUGUACAGCAGCCAGCAGGUGUUUGAGAUGCUGAGCAGGGUGGCCUGUUUGAGGGGGCUGGGGUUGGUGCAGAAGUCUAAGGGACACCCUGACCUGUACAGAGCGGGUCUCCACACCCUGCAGUCCAGUGUGAGUUAUGCAGAGAAGGCCGGGAGCCAGGCCCUUUGCAUGGAGGGGGCCAGGCAUUACUGGAACUCCUGCCUCCCCCUGCUGCGGACCCCCCAGGAGAGACAGCAGCUCCAGAACUCCGUAGAGAAGAUCCUCAGAGCCAUGGCCAGUACCAGCUCCAGAGAUGGAAAGGAAGAGGGAACUAAGACCCCUGUAAAAGCGGCCUCUGACUCCUCUCUGGGUGCUGCGAGCCCAGGUCUGGAGAUUUCGGGUGCUGUCAGACCAGAUGAUGACCUCACUCUGAGAGCUGCAUUCUAUGGCCUCCUCUUCUGUAUCCAUGGCAACAGGAAUGACUGGCGGGCAGGGCUGCGGGUGCUGGACCAGGCGGUCAGGGAAAUGCCCCGGACUAGACACAGGCUGCCGCUCUUUAAGCAGCGUGCAGUGGCCCGGGCCAGGCUGGGGGAGAUCUUCCUCAUGGACAUGCAGCGUUUUGGGGACGAGGGCGAGGAGUGCCUGUCCCACAUGUGGCACCACAUGGCCCACUGCUCCACAGCUCCAGAGCACAAACUGGCCUGCUUCCAGAACGCCAUCACAUCCCUGCAGGGCCCCGGCAGUCGCUGGCUGAAAGUUGAGUACCUGCUGGAGUUUGGGGCGUGGCUGUACUGGGCCCACUUCCCCUCGGCCGACGCCAUGCACCCCAUCCGCUGGGCAGAGGACAUGCUGCUGCACAUGCAGGCCGGGGACCAGCGGGACGGCGAAGAUUCUGGAUCCGAGAUCAGUAAGCAGAAAGACGAGGAGCUGAAGGCUCCCCUGACAGAGGAGGCAGAGCUGGUCCCACUGAAGCAGGAGUCUCAGGUAGGGGUGGAGAGCUCAGUCUCCAGCCUCGCUCUCUCUGACCUGAGGGACGUGCAGCAGCUGGAGGGGCUGCUCAGAGUCCACACCCUGCUGGCGGCCAUGACGGGUGGGGGCGGGGGCGGGGGCGGGGCCCCCCCACACCUGCAGCACUGCCUGCUGGCCUACACCUGCGUCCUGCGCAUCUGGCAGGUGUCUCUGGGCACUGCAGGUGAAGUGAUCACAGAGGUGACAGACAGUCAGGCGCCUCUCCCUCCCCAGGCCCCUGCCUCAGCAAAGAGAGACAAAGGGAAGAAGCCUAAAGAGCCCCUUCAGCUCACUGCUGAGGACAAGCCCAAACGGAAGGGUCCGGCGGAGGUCCCGGCGGAAGUCCCGCCCACUGGCCCGGAGGAGUGGGCGCGGUUUCACUGCCCCCCAGAGGUGCGUCAGGCCUUCAGGCACGACAGAAGCCCCCGAACCGUCAACCAGCACAGCGUCAGCAAGCAGACUCAGACUCUGUACUUCCUGGACCUUCUGGUGAAGGAGCUGAAUUCAUGUGCUCUGACCCACCUGACUCUACCUGUCCUCCACCUGGCUGAGGUCAUCGCCCACGACCUGAUGGACAGCAAGAGUGUCUCUGACCUGUACCGUCUCAGGAUAGCGAGGGCGUGUUCCCAGCUGAGACUGAGCGCGUCCGUGUCGUAUCACGAGAAGCGCGUCGGCCCGGCUUAUAUCUACGAGGAGGAGCGCAUGGCGUGUCGGGAAGCCGUGGCUUCGCUGAGAGAGGACCCCGGCCGUGACGCCAGCUCGGGACACGGCAGAGCGCGGCAGGCCGCGACAGACAGCGCGGGUCUGGAGGGGGGGAAGGCGAGCGGGCGGUGUGCUCAGGGGAUCUGGACCGAAAAGGCCGAAAUGCUCCUGGGCCUGGGCCGGUACCAGCCGGCCAGAGAGCUGCUGGCUGAGGCCCACUUAGUCGCCAUGAAAGUGGGAGACAGAAGCUCACAGGCAAAGAGCUUGCUCCUCCUCGCUGAGCUGGCCAAUCAGGAGCGGCAUCACGGCCAGGCCCUGGCUCUGCUCAGGGAGGCCCAGGCCAUUGGUGGGGAUGAGGACUUCUGGUACCAUGUGACCCUGUGCAUGGUGAAGGCCACUCUGGAUGGGGGCGGGGAGGAGAAAGAGACUCAGGCGUGUCGGAUCCUGGAACACGCCAGCGCGGUUCUGCGGUCCGUUCUGGAAGAGAGGCCAAACAGAGGUCCAGGUCUGAGGUUCCUGGUGGCGUCUUUGGAGACCAGGAGAGCGGUAUUGCAGGUGAAGUCUCUCAAAACGUCCGCGUCGGUCCCAGAGGCGGUGGAGAUGUUGACUGCGGCCUGCGACGCUCUCAGACACUCCGCAGAUGAGUUUCUGCAGCUGGGCCACCAGGAGCACGGGGCCGAGGCUCUCCUGGAGCAGGCCGAGGCACUGAGAAUACUGGCCAAACAUGCCGACAGUGAAGAGGUGCAACGUCGCCACCUGCUGGAUUCCUACUGUCUGAUGCAGAAGGCCAUUUCCAGACAGCAGGAGGUGGUGCUCACUGCGCUGAGCCUGCUGCCCGCUCAACCGACUCAAACCCUUAGCCUCCCUGCUGUGAGGAGGCUGGUCCGCUUCAGGCUGGCCCUGGCGGGGCUGGUGAUUGACAUGCUGGAGCGGGUGUGCAGGGAGCAGAAGGAGCGGGAGCGGCUGCGGGAGAGGCGGAGCUCCGUGGAGAGGACCGUGGAGGACUUCCUGCAGGGCUCCCCCGACCUGACCUCUCUACAGCGGGAGUGGCAGAGUGUGAGCCGAACCCUGGGCCAGGUGGCCCUGACCCAGCUGCAGACGGCGAUCGGGCUCAGCGCCGACUGCGUGGAGGACAGGGCCGCGUCCCUGAGCAUGCUGGGAAAGUGCCUGCUUCUGCUGGCCGUGCAGAGGGAUCCCCUGUACCCCCCCAUCCAGUGGGACGUCCCAAACGUGGCCCCUACACCUCCCGACACUGCUGAUCCUGAAACAGUGAAGGAUGGAAAGGGGGAGGAGUCAGAAACAGGGGCAGAAGACAGCCAUGGACCCAGUGUGACAGACCAGAAGCAGAGCACGCCCACAUCUACCAAACUGCAGGAGAAGAGGGACGCGGCCAUGCAGCUGCUAGCCCAGGCCAGUGAGACGCUGGCCCAGGCUGUUGGCCUGUGUCUGCAGCACCAGCUCACCCACAUCCUGCCCACCGCCUGCCUGACUGCCCUCGAGUGCCACGGCCAGUUCGACCCCAGCUCCACCGGCCAGUAUCUGGCCUUGUACCAGAGCAGUGUGUGCUGUGCUCAGAUGGCAGAAGUGUUAAGAGCUGCCUGCAGUGACAGCAGUGAGUCCCAGCUCUCCGCUCUGCUCAACCUGCACACCAACCUGCAGGGCGCAGCGCAGAGCGGGGAGCCUGCUAGCAGCCUGCUGGGGCCCACCAAGGACACACUCACACACCUCUCUAAGGCAUACACACACCUGAACAUUAACCCAAACCACCUGAGCAUUUUGGGCGAGCUCCCAUCCACUUUCAGCAUUUUGCUGCUCCAGCAUUCUGAGGAUGGGUCUGCUCUCUACGGAGCCCUUUUUGAGAAGGCGAAGCCCGCGGACAGCCAGAGGGGAAAGGGCCCUCCCCCAGCAGCAGGCACGCUGGACUGCAGCGGGGUCGCUAAGGUCAGUGCGUGCCCGGCGACCCUCUCCAGCCUCCAGGAGCGCGCCCGCUCCUUCAAACGGGAGGCCACGCGGUCGCUGGCGAGGGAGGAGAGCCAGCCUGGUGGGAACUGGGGCGUGGCCCGAGGCGGAGCCAUGGCCGAAGGCCACGCGAUGACAUCACACCCGAGAAAUGUGCAGAGUGAAGUGGCAUCUCAUUUCAACACUCUUGUGCAGGACAUGGAGGGGUAUCUGCACCCCCUUCUCUCUCAGUUUGCCCUGCCCUGGGUCAGGGGUCGGGCCCCCUCCGCACACCUCACAGAAGGCGCCAGACCCACAGAGAGGGAGGAGAGGUCCGUGAGCGACAAGGAGCGAUCUCCAGUGGACCCGGGUGCGAGUGUGGUUCUGCUGGUGGACAGUAUGCUGAUGGAUCUGCCCCUGGAGGCUCUUAGCAUCCUGCAGGGGGAGGGGCUGAGCUCUGUGUCCCGGGACUUCUGCUUACAGCUGCUCCACGCUCGCCUGCAGAGGGACGAAUCAGCUGAAAGCGAGAGCAGGAAGGACGCGCGAGGCGGGAGAGGGGCGAAGACGCGCGGAGAUCAGAGCAAGGCCUUCAAAGGGGUGCCUGUGAAUAGAGUGCUUCCUCCGGACGCCCUUCCUGUGGACGCGCACAAUGUCAAGUAUGUGGUAGACCCUUACAGUGAAGCAGGAGACACUGGAGGGGCCGGCCCCGUGCAGGGAAUGAGGCGGAUCUUAGAGGUGUACGGACAGCAGACCACCCCACUGUGGGAGGGGAUUUUGGGCCCAGAGCACGCCCCCAGUCUGGAUGAACUGGAACACCUGUUGACAAACUGCAGUGCCUUCAUCUUCAAUGGAACUGAACAUUUCUUGGCCAACAUCCCACCAUCCAAGAUAGUGUCCAUGAAGCUUUCAGACUGCCAGAUGGUCAUGCUUUUUGACCAGGCACACACCAGCAGCAGUGCACUCAGGCAGACCAAGCUGGAUGCCCUAAAGAGCCCUGGCCGGUUGGCCCUGGAGGGACCCCUGGGGACGGCGGCCCUCCUGAGCCUGGGCGGGGUCCGCACCAUCACUCUCAACCAGUGGCACAGCACCUUCCAGAGGAACACGGGCGACAUGGACGCCAUGCUGGAGAGUCUGCUGAAGGUGGGCGUGGCCUCUGGCCAGGCUGUGCAUGCACUGCGGAAGGGGACAGCACAGAGCUGCACUGUUUCUGAGGAGGGGGGAGAGUCAGGGGACGACUGUCGGAAAGGGUCUGCAGGUCCAGAGUUGCCUGAAGUGACCAGGGGAAGUUCUCACUCUGCGUCACCCUUCGCUUUCAACCACAUCAUCUACGGCCUGCCUAAUUUAGUCAUGACAUGAUUCACUUCACAUCUCUGACCUGCGCAGUUAGGUCAUGACAUGGGUCACUUAACAUCCAUGGCAUGCGGAACUUAAUCAUGACAUGACUUACUUCAUAUCUACUGUAUGGCCUGCCUAAUUUAGUCAUGACAUGAUUCACUUCACAUCUAUGACCUUCUCAAUCAGGUCAUGACGUCACUCACUUAACAUCUAUGGCAUACCCAAUUUAAUCAUGACAUGACUUAUUUCAUAUCUACUGUACAGCCUGUCCACUUUAGUCAUGAAAAAAUUCCCGUAUGUACAUGAUUUUGAUAGAUAGAAGUUUUUGUCUCAAAACUGAUGGAAUGGGCUUAGGUUUUAUAGGACAUAUUUAUUAAUUGUCCAUUUACAAACCAUUGAACCAGCGUUUUCAGCUACAAAGUACGGAUGACCUAUGUGCUAAAGUUAUUGCACAAUGUUAUAAAUGUAUCUUCUGAAAAAAAAUAUAAAAAGCAUUUUUCAUCUCUUAUUGCUCUGUACAGAAAUAAGACCCCUCAGUCACUGGCGCCAGGGAGACUGGCAUGGUGGGGCCGUUGGCCACAGCUCUCUUUGUUGGGGCAGACCUCACUGUGUUUCAGUGCCCUUUUUUUUAACAGUUAUCCAGCCGCAGAUAUCAAACAGAAAUGACCCAAUAAAACUCCAUAAAGACAGUAAUCCCCAGGCUGGCUGGGGGGAGGGAUGUGUUCCUGUUGUUUUGAGCGGUCAUAUUGCUAUGGUUCCGUCCGGGAGCAAAGGUUUAGUUGCACUGCUUUGUUGAUCCAUUUUGUAUUUGUACCGACUGGGGCACCUGGCAACACGCCUCACAUCCAUCGCCAGCAACGCCCAGCUGGUAACGGCGCUGGUUCAUGCUAACGUUCAUGCUAAUGCCGCUUCAGGUGUGCGGAAACCAGACCAUUAUCAAUGCAUAUUGCAGUGUGCAUGCACUUUAAACCAAUAGACAGAGCAUUUUGUUGGGCACGCAGUAUGAAGAGUAAAUGUGUUCAUAUAGUCUGCAUGUUUAGUACUUGCCAGGGUUGGAAUUUUCUUUCUAUAAUUUUCAAAUAAUCGUAAUCCUUUCAACUUGACCCUCUAGUUCUAAUGGGAAUUAUGGCAAUUAUAAUAGCACUAUCAUAUACUGAUCAUGAUGUAAUCAACCUGCAAAUGUUGAUGUUUAUCUACCUGCUUUUACUGAUAUGCAUUAACGACUUUGA
Messenger RNA from Anguilla anguilla (European eel), 9438 nucleotides. RefSeq names its product cilia- and flagella-associated protein 46. The coding region runs from base 293 to 8230 and encodes 2645 amino acids. Lineage: Eukaryota; Metazoa; Chordata; Actinopteri; Anguilliformes; Anguillidae. The record is from RefSeq and is a predicted model, not a curated record. The transcript has 60 exons. Gene Ontology annotation, biological process: cilium movement involved in cell motility; axoneme assembly. Gene Ontology annotation, molecular function: protein binding.